This is a messenger RNA of Mesorhabditis belari, 231 nucleotides long. The record is from the annotation of a GenBank genome assembly. NCBI's taxonomy places the organism in Eukaryota, Metazoa, Nematoda, Chromadorea, Rhabditida, Rhabditidae.
AUGAACCGCUAUUUCCUAUUUGUCGCUCUCGCUUUGACGGUGCUUUGCUGUGUCGAGGCCCGGAUACCAAUGUACAAACCGCCAUUGAAUGAGGGUGCUCGAUGGGGUGAACUCUUCGACAAAAGAGAUGUCGGAAAAGUUGGAUAUGGGUGGAGUGACUGCGAGUUCUCUCCGAUGUCUUGUCUUCUCCGUCGUCGUCGCUCUCUUCGCUCGUUUGAAGUCGAAAUGAAU